Messenger RNA from Guyanagaster necrorhizus, 459 nucleotides. RefSeq lists its product as uncharacterized. Bases 1 to 459 code for a protein of 152 amino acids. The record is from RefSeq and is a predicted model, not a curated record. Lineage: Eukaryota; Fungi; Basidiomycota; Agaricomycetes; Agaricales; Physalacriaceae. The transcript has 3 exons.
AUGAAGGCUAUGUUUCAGGGCAAGAAAAAUCCGGUCAAAACCAGACCGUACGAUUUAAGAGCAGAAGUGCCGGCCAAGGUGGGGAUUGCAGAAUGCGUCAUCGAUGUGAUUGCCUCAGUAGAAGGCUUUAUUCACGGCCACUUCCAAAAAGAAGGUGGAAGAGAAUAUCCCAGGCUUCCGGAACAGUUUCCCGCAUCGGAGCAACCCAGAGAAGACACUGUGUCCUGGGAGAGACACAUCUCUAAGGUGGACUACGAUGGAUUGGGCAUGUUCCGAGCAUUCAACUUCCGGGGCGUACAGCCGAACACAUUCAAUGAAGGCACUAUUAGCUAUGACAGCGGAGAAGGAGUCAGCGGGAACAUCCGUAUGCUCUGGGGGCUGUUGGAUGGCUUUGGAAGGCGAUUGAUACCCAAGGCGGGUGAACCAGUCCGUUUGAAUGAACCUUCCCCUGGCGGAUAA